AUGGCAAAAGCCUCUGUUCUGCCGCGCUCCGCGCAUCCAAACUCUGCAUUGCAGAACUCCCCACGACAGCCUUGCAUCGCGCGUACUUCCCAUGCACGUUCCAACUGUGGAGAGGGUUCGUCUGCGGGCGUGCUGGAGCCCCAUCUGAGGCAAAGCGGGACAUACAUGGGCGUGAGCGAGAUCCUGUUCUUCUUACUUCCCGCUGUGACCCGCAUCCUGUUCGAGACAUACGGACCAACCGAGGAAAAUCUUGCAGCUACUCGAAGAACGAACCAUGGAAUCGCCAAUGGUAAAUUUGCUGCCUCCCAUCCUCCUAGGGAGAACUUGCCUGCGAAUUACUGA
Coccidioides immitis RS is the source of this 342-nucleotide messenger RNA. RefSeq lists its product as uncharacterized. The coding region runs from base 1 to 342 and encodes 113 amino acids. NCBI's taxonomy places the organism in Eukaryota, Fungi, Ascomycota, Eurotiomycetes, Onygenales, Onygenaceae. The transcript has 2 exons. The record is from RefSeq and is a predicted model, not a curated record.